This is a messenger RNA of Pararge aegeria (speckled wood butterfly), 771 nucleotides long. It is a transcript of the gene Fib-l, whose product is annotated as fibroin light chain-like. The transcript is spliced from 7 exons. Lineage: Eukaryota; Metazoa; Arthropoda; Insecta; Lepidoptera; Nymphalidae. Bases 1 to 771 code for a protein of 256 amino acids. The record is from RefSeq and is a predicted model, not a curated record. Gene Ontology annotation, cellular component: extracellular region.
AUGUUGCCGCUCGUAUUGAUAUUUCUUUUCGCACAGGGCGCAUUCUCCCUGCCGGUCUUGGAUGUCAACUUCUACGAUAUCAUCGACUCUCCAGUAAUACCCGACAAUGGUCAACUGAUCAACAGGAAUAUCACCACCGGAGCCAUGGAGUACAUCGAUGGCGGUGACAUCCCCAUGUACGGGCAUAUGAUCAUCGCUCCCGUUCACGACAUGGCCAGUCUUAAUGAUCCCAGCAGCCAAGCACUAGCCGCCCUCCACAUCAUAACCAUCAUGGGAGAAAUGGCUAAUGGCAUCCCUGGUGACGCCUGUGCAGCAUCAGCUUUUAUCAACGCCUAUCUCAACAACGGCGGGAAGUCAGCUGUCGCUAGUUACGUCCAACAGAUCAUCCGCUACAUCGAUGUGAUCGACAAUCAAUACCAAAACCUCAACGCAGUCCGUUAUUCUGCCGGAUCUCGCGGCAACUGUGCCGGUGGUGGAAGAACCUACCCAUUCGAAGAAGUCUGGGACACCAUCUUAAACAACUGUAACUCUUGGGAAUCUGCGCUCCUCAACGAGGAAUACUGCGCUGCCAAGCGCCUCUACUCCGCCUGGAACGUGAGAAGCAACAACAUUGCAGCAGCUUUCACUGCCUCCUCUAUUCCUGAAAUCAGAGAAAUAGUAAAACAGGCGCUGCCCCAAGUUGCAGACCUCUUGAGAACCGUCGCUAACGGUGGGAACCCACAUCAAGCAGCACAAGACGCCAAGGCUGCUCUCCUGGGAUGCGUCUACUAA